UUGAGUUAUUUCACCUUGUAAUAGUUCCACAUGGAACUUUCUCCCGAGCUUGAGACCUCUGUAACCCAAGGCCUAUGGAAAUCCCAUCUUGGAUAUCCAAGGGCAUCUGUGGGCUAAAUCAGACACCACCUCUUUCCUGCUUAUGAUUUUUCAGCGUAAUCCCAUCACCUGGAGAAUAAGAUCCUAUACUUUUUAUGUAAUACCCCUUACAAUAUGGCCUAAAUUCAAUUACUAAUAGUUCUCUCACACAUUACAUUUUCAUCUCCAUGUUUGGCUUUUUACACAAAACUCUCAGUCCACCUUUGUUGCCUGACAACAGCCUAUUUAUAGAGGACUUUUCUUACACAUCCGCUGUAGGAAGAAAACCUUCACUAAACCCCACCACUGUCCUAAAUGUCCUUAAGUCUGUAUUCUCAUAGUAUCCUAUGGGUUUCUCAAUUUUUAGUCAUGUCUUGUUUUAUAUUUAUGAUCCACUUGUCCAUCUCUCACACUAACAGUCUAAGCUGGGACAGGCUGGAUUGGAUCUUACUUACCUUUGUAUCCCUAGUGCUUAGAUCAAUACCUGCAAAUAUUUCUUUUUUUUAAUUCAUAUGAAUAGACUACUUUCUUCUUCUGGUUGGUUAUGUUCUGAGAUCCUGUCACAGAAUUUGGUCUUUUAUCUCAAAAGUUGAAGGUUCCCAUAGAGCCAGCUGCACAGUUCCCAGAACACUAACAACACCACAGCCAAUUACCAGGAGUGGGCUGCCCUGAGUUGGUCUCCCAAAAGACAAAGUCCAGGGCUUGGAGAAGGAGCAGGGAAAGAACAAUGGAAGCUGACCAACCCAGACUCCUAUUUCUAUUAUUUCUUUUCACAUGGCGACUGUCCCCAGAAGUUGCUGCAGAAGUUCAGGAAUCAUCAGAUGGUUCUGCUGCUUCUCAGAAACCCGUGUCACUCACAGAUGUCCCAGCAACCAUGGAAUUCAUUGCUGCUGCUGAGGUGGCCAUCAUUGGUUUCUUCCAGGAUUUAGAAAUACCAGCAGUGUCCCUAUUCCAUAGUAUGGUGCAAAACUUCCAAGACGUGUCCUUUGGAAUCAGCACCGAUUCUGAAGUUCUGGCCCACUACAACAUCACCGGGAACACCAUUUCCCUCUUUCGCAUGGUGGAUAAUGAAAAACUGGAUUUAGAGAGCAAAGACAUUGAAAGCAUUGAUGCCACCAAAUUAAGCCGUUUCAUUGAGAUCAACAGCCUCCACUUGGUGACAGAGUACAACCCUGUGACAGCAGUUGGUCUAUUUAAUAGCAUGAUCCAGAUUCAUCUUCUACUGAUGAUGAACAAGGCCUCCCCAGAGUAUGAAGAAAGUCUGCACAGAUACCAGAAGGCAGCCAAGCUCUUCCAGGGAAAGAUUCUUUUUAUUCUGGUGGACAGUGGUGUGAAGGCCAAUGGGAAGGUGAUCUCAUUUUUCAAACUAAAUGAGUCUCAACUGCCCGCUUUGGCAAUUUACCGGACUCUGGAUGAGGCGUGGGAUACACUGGCCAUUACAGAACUUUCUGUGGAGCGUGUGCAAAACUUUUGUGAUGGAUUUCUCAAAGGGAAACGUCUGAGAGAAAAUCAUGCAUCAGAAGAAAAGACUCCAAAGGUGGAACUCUGAUCUCUCCCUGAUAGUUCUGCAUACUACCAAGUAUUUACAUGAAAUUAAAAAAAAAAGGCAACUCGAACCUCAGAAACAAGAAACGACAGGAUCGCCAAGCCUUAUACACACACAUAUGCACACACAGAGCUCUCUGGGUUUUUGUUUUUCCUUAAAAUCUCAUUUAUCUCCUUAUCCUUUCUUUUAAAUUGUCUACACUCUCUCACUACCCAUCCCGUCUUCGUCUACACAUUCACAUUGUGUAGUCCCAUACGCCGCAGCACACACCACUGAAUGGCACCUUUAACAGACCUCCUGUGAUACCUCUUUGAAUGGGAGACAUUUCUGGAGAAGGUUUUUCUGAUUUGUCACUUCCUAUUGAAUCUGCACAAUGCACCAGUCUUACAUGCACCAUAGAUUCUGUCCUUUUAUGGAUAGUAAUGGGUAGAAAACUCUCUUCCUAAGCACAUGUCCCUUUCUAACUCAGGGCCAGGAACAAAAGGACAGUUUUAAACACCUUUCUGGAAUUGUCUUUUUGCCAGAGUCAAAUGAUGUUUCCAAGUCUCCGAACUCAGCAGAAACAGGCUAUGUAAAAAAAACCCUAUGCUUGUUUAGCGU
Messenger RNA from Mustela erminea (ermine), 2224 nucleotides. RefSeq names its product endoplasmic reticulum protein 27 (gene ERP27). The record is from RefSeq and is a predicted model, not a curated record. Lineage: Eukaryota; Metazoa; Chordata; Mammalia; Carnivora; Mustelidae. Bases 806 to 1627 code for a protein of 273 amino acids. Gene Ontology annotation, biological process: response to endoplasmic reticulum stress; protein folding. The transcript has 7 exons. Gene Ontology annotation, cellular component: endoplasmic reticulum.